UCAGCUGCUCUAUUGCUAAAACCUUGUGCGCAUUGGAAAGGCAAAUCUUGUUUUCCAAAGCGAAUUGAAUAACCAAUCAUUCUUGUUUGUUUUCGGCAACUAUUGUGAACUUCAGCAUUAUAAUAUUGUGGAGAAAUCUUAAUCAGCAUUUUGGAACAGAUAGCAUAAUGGGAAACGCACCAGUGAAGGAAGUAACGCAAGCGGCAGCCAAUAGUGUCACUGGAGCAGCACCACAACCGGCUGAGAAACCUAAAUGCAAGGCAUGUUGUGCUUGUCCGGAUACCAAGAAAGCGCGUGAUGCCUGCAUUGUUGAGCGUGGCGAGGAGAAUUGCACAUCAUUGAUUGAGGCACACAAACAAUGCAUGCGAGCGCAGGGCUUUAACAUAUAAAUAAACAAAUCCAAAUUUAACCAUACAAUUUUGAUUGUUAUUUAAGUCUUAACUAAUUUUAACAGUUUCGAAGUCGAGAAGUUGUCUGAGCUGCAAGUUCUGCCAGUCGAAAUAUUAAAUGUUAUUCUAUUUAUUUCUAGUUUAUUGCGUAAUCGGUUAAAGAAUGUGUGAGAAUUGCCAAUGUGUAUGGAAAUUGAAUUAAAACAAUAAUUUAAAUCGGAAAGAAAAGUAAAUUUAA
This is a messenger RNA of Anastrepha obliqua, 627 nucleotides long. RefSeq names its product cytochrome c oxidase copper chaperone (gene Cox17). The transcript is spliced from 3 exons. Gene Ontology annotation, cellular component: mitochondrial intermembrane space. NCBI's taxonomy places the organism in Eukaryota, Metazoa, Arthropoda, Insecta, Diptera, Tephritidae. The record is from RefSeq and is a predicted model, not a curated record. The coding region runs from base 168 to 389 and encodes 73 amino acids. Gene Ontology annotation, biological process: mitochondrial respiratory chain complex IV assembly. Gene Ontology annotation, molecular function: copper chaperone activity; copper ion binding.